This is a messenger RNA of Aspergillus fumigatus Af293, 1101 nucleotides long. RefSeq names its product putative GPI anchored protein. NCBI's taxonomy places the organism in Eukaryota, Fungi, Ascomycota, Eurotiomycetes, Eurotiales, Aspergillaceae. The record is from RefSeq and is a predicted model, not a curated record. The transcript has 4 exons. Bases 1 to 1101 code for a protein of 366 amino acids.
AUGGAUGUAGUAGUCUUCUUUAUCCUUGCUCUCACUGUUCUGGAGAAUGUUAGCGCUGCUACAGUGAGGUCGCUCUCCAGAGAGGCUCAACCGUUCAACUUCCCCAAGGCAAGACGUCUCUCUGCUGCGGUUUCUCGCUCAAAGCUUGAAUCCAGAGCAGAGCUUGCAUCCAAUCUCCUCAGAAGAGAAGCGAGUUUUGACUUCCUACAUGGGGAUCAAGAUCCCCAUUCGGUCUUUGUGGCCACCUUGGAUGUCAAGUCGAAGUCACCCAUCCUGGCAUUAGAGGAGUUGGAUGACUCGGUCCAAGAUGUGAUCUGCAAGGAAUCGCAGGUGGACAUAUUGUUUGGAUCAAUUGAGCAAGUCCGCUCAGUCCAUCGAGGACUCGAGCAGAUCGAUGGAUUCAUCCUAGUCACCUCACAUAGUGGGUGUAAUCCUGAUGGAGCAAGGUCAACAUAUCGAGUCAACAAGGUCGUAAUAGAUCCGACUCGCAACGUGCUGUCACUAGGGAAAUCCGACUGUGGCUGGCAAGACGCGUUCCACACAACUCGAGUCUCUUUUUCGCGGAGACAUCCAUCCGAAGUCCGGAGACGUUCGAACACGCCUACGAAGCGACAGCAGCAGUCGCAGUCUGAACCACCAGAACAAACUAAAACAAUGGGAGGGUCCACCGAGACUCCAACGGUCACAUUUCCUGCGCCAAGCGCAACGUCGGGACUCGCCUCAACCUCGGCGAAGGAGCUCAAUGAGCAUUAUGUGGACCGAAAGAUAUUCCCCCCUGACAUUCCCGCGGCGGACAUGCUUUUACCGUCAGGACUCACCGUGUCUUGCAAGAAUUGCUCCCUAGAAGGCAACAUCGUCUUAGACAAGGGGUCUUUUGAGAUUUCUGGAUCUGAUGGGUUGAUAGAUGCCGUCAACAGCACCAUCGCUUUCUUUGACCAUGGCAGCAUUGAAGUAAUUGCAAACGGGCUCUUUGCGCAGAUCGAACUCGAGUUCGAUCUUUCUGCGAGUCAAGACCUGGGCUCCUUUACGGCUCAGCUUCCUGCUAUUCCCCUCAUUCCUUUCGAGGUAUUAUUCCCGGAGUCCUUGUGUUUGGCCCCAUAG